AGUCCAACAUCCCUCUCCUCAAUAGGGGAAACCCUAGAUCGUGCCUGACCAGGACGAGAGGAGGCGCGGCUCCCCUGACCAGGCGGCGCGAUUCUCUUGUGCGCGGCGGUUGUGCAGGCGGCGCGGCGAGGGCGGCAGUCCGGAGCAGGGAGGCGGCGGCCGGUUGCGGGAGGGGCGACCGCGGGAGGGCUGGUCGCUGGAUGGGUGGCACGGGAGCGGCGGCGUCAGAGCAGGCAGGCGGCAGGUGAGGUCGGCAGCCGGUCGCUUGGGCGGCGGCGGCGGCCGGUCGCUGGAGCAGGGGCGAUGGCCGGUCGCUGGGGCGGCGGCGACGGCCGGCCGCUGGAGCGGGGGUGACGGCCGGCCGCUGGUGAGGGGCCGCGGCGGCGGUCGCUGGAAGGGCUGCGGCCCGCGGCCGGUCGCGCAGGAGCUGCGGCGCCUGGAGUAGGCCGGCGGCGGGAAGAGGUAGGCGCACGCGAUGACUUGACGAAAAUGACAAGGAAAAUAGAGAAGGCAAGCCAAUGUACUCCCAAAUCUUGGGUUCCUGAAGGGAUGGAUCCUGGUACAACAUAUUUGUUGAAAAUCAGGCUCCAAGGGCAUCAUAGUAGAGAGAACUUCACCUAUAAAACAGAGGAGGUGGUAGACAGUGACAGGACAAACUUCAAGGACUUUAUUGAUGACAUUAGGGAGAAGUACCCAUGGGGGGUGAAUGAAUUUAUAACAGUGAACUACUAUGAUUCAGUAAACAAAAACUAUCCUCAAGUGUGCUCAGACCAAUGUAUGCUAGAAAUGUUUGUCAAGAAUGCCACCACCAAGGAAAUAUCUAUGUUGAUUCAAGUUCAUAGCAACAAUGAGCCAGUUGUAGCUCUUCCACUUGCUGAUUGGCCAACACCUGAAAAGAUAGCUAGUGGGACAGUACAUAAUGCGGCUGACAUACAUGAGGUGCCAUCCACUCCAUCUCUUGCAGUGCCAUCUCAGGCUACUAUAUCUCAGCCUAGCAGUAGCACACAACUUGUUGAUAAGUACUUAGCAAAUCCAUUUAAACAAAAUGAACAUGUUGGUGUUGAUGAUGAAGGCAUCUACUCCGAUGAUGAAAUUGUUGUGGUUACUGCUGAUGGUGAGCAUGAGCGUACUGAUGUGCCUAAGGUGGUUAGUGAGGAGGGAGAGGAAGAAGAGGAGGAAGAAGAGGAGGGGGAGGAGGAAGGGGAAGGGGAGGAGGAAGGGGACGAAGAAGGGGAGGGGGAGGAAGAAGGGGAAGGGGAGGAAGAAGGUGAGGGGGAGGAAGAAGAGGAGGGAGAUGAGAAGGAUUGGGUUGUUCAAGAUUUUAUUCCUGUCCAAAAAAAAGGCAAAAGAAGGCUACUAAUGAACAUUGUGAAACUAGCAUUAUUCCUGUUCCUAGUGAAUCUUCAGCCCAAAAUCCUUGCUUAGCUCCAACUAUGUCAUACCCACCAACCAAAAGCUGCCAAAGUGGGAAAAAAAGGACAUACUAUUACUUCAUCAGAUUCAAUUAGAUCAAGAUCAGUGACAGGAUCCAACCAACCGGAACCUUUGAGUGUGCUGAUGCCACUACCAGCACUAGCACCUGACAAGUGCAAGGCCAAGGCCAAACCCAAGACAAAGACUAAAGCCAAGGUAGCCACUAAGAAAAACAAGGAAGAUAGCACUGAUGCUACACCUUUGGCUCAAAUCAAGCGAAAAAAAGUUGUUCCCGUGACUCCAGAUAGUCCAGCAAUGGGGACAAGAAGCAAAAAGAAGAAAUCUCUAGAUUUUAAUUUAUACUAAGCAUGUGUUGAAUUAUUUUGGUACUGUAAUAUUUGGAAGUUAGCUUGGUACUGUAAUAUCUUGGAGUACUGCUCUAGUUAAUUUGCAUGUUAGGACUGUGUUAGUAUGCACUGUGAUGAGUGCUGAUGCACUAUAAUGUAUUUUGGUACCGUCAAUAUGUAUUUUGGUGUUGUGAGGUCAUUUGAACCUUUAUGACAUGACCAUGUAAUAUUUUAGAGACCUUGGUAUACUGCAUGUCCAAGCUUUUGUUGGAGAACUACUUGUUUAA
Messenger RNA from Oryza sativa Japonica Group (Japanese rice), 2047 nucleotides. RefSeq lists its product as uncharacterized. NCBI's taxonomy places the organism in Eukaryota, Viridiplantae, Streptophyta, Magnoliopsida, Poales, Poaceae. The record is from RefSeq and is a predicted model, not a curated record.